Molecule: messenger RNA, 1812 nt
Organism: Lepidothrix coronata (blue-crowned manakin)
Lineage: Eukaryota; Metazoa; Chordata; Aves; Passeriformes; Pipridae
Gene: RAD9B
Product: RAD9 checkpoint clamp component B
Exons: 11
Coding region: 39-1253 (404 amino acids)
Biological process (GO): mitotic intra-S DNA damage checkpoint signaling; DNA repair; DNA replication checkpoint signaling
Cellular component (GO): checkpoint clamp complex
Source: RefSeq, a predicted model, not a curated record
GUUUCCCGCCCCGGGCCGUGAGGGGAGGCGGGGCGGCCAUGAAGUGCGUGAUUGGGGGGGCGCAGCUCCGAGUGUUUGGAAGAGCAAUCCAUGCCAUAGCACGUAUUAGUGAUGAAUUUUGGUUUGACCCCGUAGAAAAAGGUCUUGCCUUAAGAUCAGUGAAUUCCUCGAGGUCAGCAUAUGCCUAUGUCUUCUUCUCAUCCAUGUUUUUCCAACAUUACUGCUGGACAGCUGUGUCUGAUCCCUGUCACAAGGAGAAGGAGUUAUCCCUCCCGUGUAAACUGAUAGUUAAGGCAGUUCUCCCUGUAUUUAGAUGUGCCAACGUGCUGGGAAGGAAUGUAGAGAAGUGCAGCAUCUCUACCAGCCCCAGUGAUCAUCACAUCACCUUUCAGCUCCUCUGCAAACACGGUGUUGUAAAAACAUAUAACCUGACAUUUCAGGAAUGUGAUCCCUUGCAGGCUGUUUUUGCAAAGCACAUGUGUCCAAACAUCCUUAAAGUCCACUCCAGGCUGCUGGCUGAUGUGAUGAUUCACUUCCCAACCAGCCAAGAAGAAAUAACCUUAUCAGUUACUCCAGUGAAAGUUUGUUUCAAGAGUUACACUGAGGAAGACACUGACUUUUCCAGGACGAUGGUUACUGAGAUUCACCUCAGUCCAGAGGAAUUUGACUACUUUCAAGUUGGAGUAGAUUCUGAAGUGACAUUUUGCCUUAAAGAGUUGAGGGGCCUGCUGGCGUUUUCCGAAGCCACCGGUGUUCCCGUGUCCAUCCACUUUGACAGAUGUGGGAAGCCCAUUGCUUUCAGCAUUGAGGACGUGCUGCUGGAGGCCAGCUUGAUCCUGGCCACCCUGUGUGAGGCUCAGAAGGAGGCAGAUUCCCAGGAGCGCUGCUGCCCACAGCAGUGGGGCAGCUCAGAGACACAUCCUGAUAAACCCUCUGGGGAUGAGCCCAACAGCACAGACAUUUCCAAACAUCCCCAGCGGGAUGGGAAUGCUCCCACCAAUCCCGUGGCUAAACAAGAGGUAAAAAGCAUUCCCAGAGUCACGGGGAGGGAUGUGACAGGAAGAGCAGGAACAGCCACGGCCGAGGCAGCAGGAGAGGCCACGGAGGCUCCUUAUCAGAAGUUCCACUCCUUGUUUUUUGGAGCUGUUUCCUACAAGGAGAAGGAUGCCACGGGUCACACCUUCCAGAGCUUGGCGACAGCCAGUGACACCGAGGAGGACCUGGGCCCCUUGCAGAGCUCCCCGGUGCUGUAGGGCACGAGGGCUUCGGGCCCAAGGACAGGCUUGGGCACUGCCUGGGAGGGAAGGGCAGGGCAGGCCCACAGUCGGUGCCUGCUGCUGUGACACAGCAGCACAGACUGUUCCAGAACUGCUGCUGCUCUUGGACUGUCCCAGAUUUAGGUCACGACUGACUCAUCUGAGGUUUGUGUGUUACGAGUUCUGCAGGAACAGUCUGGGGGUUCUGCUCUCAGAACACUCUCAGUGGAGACUGAGAGCGUCCCACAGUUUGAAUUCAAACCCUGUUACCACUUCAGGCAAAUGAAGCUGCUAUUCUAGUUAAGGGUGCUGGAAAAAUAUCCCAUCCAUCCCCUCUGGCACAGCCAGACCCAGCCCAGCUCCAGGAUAACUCAGGAUUUUACAGAAACUCUGUAGAACCAGCAUUUAACUGAACAACCCAAGUUGUCACAGAACCACAGUUUAAGAAAUAAAGGUUUGUGUUUCAGACUUGAGUUAUUCUUUUCCCUCCCCGCGUCUCUUCCACAAGUCAGGGGCAGUGCAGUAUUUCCAAAGUCACACAACACCAAAAUUCCCA